Lates calcarifer (barramundi perch) is the source of this 1285-nucleotide messenger RNA. RefSeq names its product protocadherin alpha-6-like. The annotation marks the transcript as partial. The record is from RefSeq and is a predicted model, not a curated record. Gene Ontology annotation, molecular function: calcium ion binding. Lineage: Eukaryota; Metazoa; Chordata; Actinopteri; Centropomidae. The transcript is spliced from 2 exons. Gene Ontology annotation, biological process: homophilic cell-cell adhesion. Gene Ontology annotation, cellular component: plasma membrane.
AUGGCAAACGACGCAGACACGGGCAGUAACUCGGUAAAGAGCUAUAAGCUCAGUCCAAAUGAGUAUUUCUCACUGGACGUACAGAGCGGUGGACAGCACAGUGAGUCUGCUGAGCUGGUGCUACAGAAAUCUUUAGACAGGGAGAAACAGUCUAUUAUCCGUCUGACUUUAACUGCUCUGGACGGAGGAAAACCUGCCCGGUCUGAAUCCAGACACAGGGGAAAUAACAGUGACAGGAAAGUAGACUAUGAAGAGCAUACAGCAUAUGAUAUUCGUGUUCAGGCAAGAGAUAGGGGCACACCCUCUCGAAGUGUGCAUGGUAAAGUGUUAGUGGAAGUAACUGAUGUUAACGACAACAUACCUGAAAUCAUUAUCACAUCUCUUAUGAGCCCAGUUAAAGAGAACGCUGAGAUAGGCACUGUGGUAGCUUUGGUGACUGUGACUGACAAAGAUGGAGGUAAUAAUGGUCUCACAAGAGCUAAAAUUCUUGGGGUGGUGCCUUUUAAACUUAAGCUAAACUACAAAAAUUAUUAUUCAUUAACAGUUGAUGGACCUCUUGACAGAGAGAGUGUUUCUCAAUAUAAUGUCACCAUCAUAGCCACUGAUGAAGGCACUCCGCCUCUCUCUAGCACCAGUGUUAUUCCUGUUCACAUUUCUGAUGUAAAUGACAACGCCCCUUUAUUCUCUGAGUCUAUGAUUAAUGCAUAUGUGAAAGAGAAUAGUGCAGUGGGAGCUACUAUCUUCACUAUAACUGCAGUUGACCCUGAUAUAGGAGAAAAUGCGAAAGUAACAUAUUCUUCACUAGAUGGUAUUUCAAAAAGUAUUCCUAUAACUUCUAUUGUAAACAUCAACUCAGAGACAGGAGAUAUAGUCAGUCUGCAGUCUUUUAACUUUGAGGAGUUGAAAACGUUUCAGUUUAAAGUUCAGGCCACAGACUCUGGUGUUCCUCCGCUCAGCAGCAACGUGACUGUGAAUGUUUUUAUCCUGGAUGAGAAUGACAACAGUCCCUCGAUUCUCGCGCCCUAUUCUGAGCACGGCUCCGUUAACAGUGAGAGCAUCCCCUAUUCUGCUGAAGCGGGAUACUUUGUAGCAAAGAUCAGGGCUGUAGACGCAGACUCUGGAUACAAUGCGCUGCUUUCUUAUCACCUCUCUGAGCCCAAAGGAAACAACCUCUUCAGGAUCGGAACCAGCACCGGGGAAAUCAGGACUAAGAGGAGAAUGAGUGACAAUGACCUGAAAACUCACCCUUGGUGGUGUUGGUUUCUGAUAACGGAGAACCCUCCCU